AUGCGUUAUGCAGAUCUUGCAUUUCUUUAUAUUUAUACUUCAUGGAAUACUUUAAUACUUAGUGAUUCUCAACAUGAAAGCGUCACAGAUCAAUCUCCUCUUCUUGACGAUGAAUCCGAAGAAAUAGAGAUUGAAGAUGAGGGAGAUAUGCAACAUGGACAUGCUAGUUAUUCUUCUUGUGCAAUUAAUCUUUCCAAUACAAUUCUUGGUACCGGAAUCAUGAUGAUUUUUUAUGCAGCUGCUACUUCUGGUUUAGGACUUUACUUUUUAUCUCGUGCCGCUACUCAUACUAAAGGACGCAAUGCAUCUUUUUUCGCAAUUUCAAAAUUAACUUAUCCCAAAGCUGCAACAUUUUUUGAUUUGGCAAUUGCCAUAAAAUGUUUUGGAGUUUCUAUCUCUUAUCUUAUAAUUAUUGGUCAAUUAAUGCCUCAAGUAAUUGAAUCAAUAUUUGGUAGUGAACAAAAUACAAUAUUUUUAGAUCGUCGAUUUUGGAUAACUUUAUCCAUGAUUAUAAUUGUACCUUUGUCAUUUCUAAAAAGAUUGGAUUCAUUAAGACAUACAAGUUUAAUCGCUUUGUUCGCAGUAAUUUAUUUAAUGUUUAUAGUUAUUUAUAAUUUCUUGGGACCUGAUUAUAAAGCGCCACCGAAGGAUAAAUUACAUUUAUUUAAUUUUACAAAAAAAUUUUUGAUCAAUUUGCCAAUUUUUGUAUUUUCAUUUACUUGUCAUCAAAAUAUUUUUUCUGUCCAUAAUGAACUUGAAGACAAUAGCCAAGGCAAUAUCAAUGGUGUAAUCGUGGGUUCUAUUGGUACAACAUCGAUUAUCUAUCAAAUAAUUGGAAUAUUAGGAUAUCUUAGUUUUGGAGAUGAUGUGUCGGCUAAUAUUAUUGCAAUGUUUACAAUAGGUCGUGCUGCCAUCGUAAUUUUAGUACUUUUUUCUUAUGCACUUCAAAGCCAUCCUGCUCGGGCUUGUUUAGAUAAAGUAAUCUCAUCACGUUCACACACCGUAAUUUCACAUGAAUUUUCACAAACAAAAUACAUUCUUUUAACAUCUGGGAUUUUAAUAAGCAGUUAUAUAAUAGGAAUGCUUGUAUCGGAAUUAGAUCUUGUACUUUCGUUUGUUGGUGCAACAGGUUCAACUACAGUUUCAUUCAUUUUACCUGGACUUUUUUAUUAUAAACUUCAUGAAAAUUCUCAAUGGGAUAUUAGAAAAAUUUUAUCCAUAUUUUUAGUAAUUUAUGGAUUUUCAGUAAUGUUUAUAUGUUUAUCAUUAAAUAUUUUACGAGUUUUAACUAGAGGUUAG
This is a messenger RNA of Diversispora eburnea, 1299 nucleotides long. Lineage: Eukaryota; Fungi; Glomeromycota; Glomeromycetes; Diversisporales; Diversisporaceae. The record is from the annotation of a GenBank genome assembly.